AUGAAACUUCUUAAAAGAGAGCAAAUAGAACCUGGACGUAAUAAAAGUCAAAUGCAGAUCUUUGACCAAUGGAACAAAACUUGGUCCUUUCACAAUGCCUGGCCGAAACUUCAAGCAGACACAAACUGCACAAUAAAGAUGGAAGCACCAGAUAACAAAUUAUGGAACUCCAGAUGCAGGCUGGAAGAAAGAGCGGAAAUUAAAAUACUUAAAGGGCCACAUGAGGACCUGGAAAGUUAUCUUCAAGCAAUUGACCAGCUGAGAGACAAUAUUCGCUUCUUCAGCAACAACAAAAGCUUCAAAAGUAGUGAUGGAGUGCUCAAUCAUGCUAAUAGUUUGCUGACCAAGGCUAUUUCAAAGCUCGAAGAGGAGUUUAAGCAGCUCUUGUUAUCUUAUAGUAAACCCAUUGAACCUGAUCGGCUGUUUGAGUGUCUCCCAAAUUCAAUGCGACCACCGUCAUCACCUGGACACCAGGACCCUAGUGGUAAGAGUCAUCUGUCCAAUAGUAAUGCUGAGCAAAAUGGUGCAGAAAACACUGUCUUCACACCGCCAACCCUUAUACCUCCAAGGAUCCUGCCUUUACUACAUGAUUUAGCCCAACAGAUGGUUCAAGCUGGCCACCAACAACAAUUUGUAAAAAUAUACAGGGAUACACGUUCUCCCGUACUGGAAGAAAGUCUUCGCAAUUUGGGAGUGGAAAAACUUAGCAAAGAUGAUGUUCAGAAGAUGCAAUGGGAAGUUCUGGAAGCUAAAAUUGGAAAUUGGAUUCAUUUUAUGCGAAUUGCUGUCAAACUGUUAUUUGCUGGUGAACGUAAGGUGUGUGAUCAAAUUCUUGAAGGAUUUGAUUCACUCAAUGACCAAUGUUUUGCCGAAGUUACUACUGCAAGUGUUGCUGUGUUGCUUAGUUUUGGUGAUGCAAUUGCAAAGAGCAAAAGAUCACCUGAGAAGUUAUUUGUGCUUCUAGAUAUGUAUGAAAUAAUGCGGGAACUUCAUUCAGAGAUUGAAUCACUUUUCAUAGGUAAAGCGUGCAAUGAAAUUAGGGAAUCUGCCUUUGGUUUGACAAAGCAACUUGCCCUGACAGCCCAAGAAACCUUUGGUGAUUUUGAAGAAGCAGUUGAAAAAGAUGCAACCAAAACUGCCGUCUCAGAUGGAACUGUCCAUCCCUUGACCAGCUAUGUGAUUAAUUAUGUGAAGUUCCUGUUUGACUAUCAAUCAACAUUGAAACAACUAUUCCAAGAAUUUGAAAAUGGAGGAGAUUCGAAUUCUCAGCUAGCUGCUGUUACAAUGCGUAUAAUGCAGGCUCUUCAAACCAAUUUGGAUGGAAAAUCUAAGCAGUAUAAGGAUUCUGCUCUGACUCACUUGUUCCUUAUGAACAAUAUUCACUAUAUGGUCAGAUCAGUCCGCAGGUCUGAAGCCAAAGACUUAUUAGGGGAUGACUGGGUGCAAAGACACCGGAGAGUUGUACAGCAACAUGCAAAUCAAUAUAAAAGAAUUGCUUGGGCGAAGAUCCUUCAAUCUCUAUCGAUUCAAGGUCUAACAUCAUCUGGAGGCAGUAGUUCUAGUGGUGUAGAUGGACAAAAUAGCAGUGGAGUUUCAAGAUCCACUGUAAAAGAAAGGUUCAAGAUGUUCAAUGCGCAGUUUGAAGAGCUUCAUCAAAGGCAAUCUCAAUGGGCUGUUCCAGAUACUGAGUUGCGAGAGUCAUUGAGGCUUGCGGUCGCUGAAGUUUUGCUGCCUGCAUACAGAUCUUUCAUUAAACGCUUUGGGCCUUUGGUUGAGAGUGGUAAAAACGCCCAAAAGUACAUCAGAUAUUCAGCUGAAGAUCUUGACCGUAUGCUGGGUGAAUUCUUCGAGGGUAAGACGUUUAAUGAGCCCAAACGGUAAACCACAGCUAUGCUCUAUGCACUAUCCUCUCCUCUGCCGUUGCUGAUACAGUUGCUACAUGAUUGAUUUCCUACAACUAGUUGAUGACAGCCUUCUGGUUCAACUCCGUUCGUUACCGAUAUGUUCAGAAUCUACAAGAUGCAAUAAAAAGUUCUUUUUCUUUUAAAGAGCAUUCUGUAUAGAGCAGUUCAGUAUAUGAUUAUGGAAUCUGUCCCAGUAUUAUAGUUUUGUCACAUCUCUUGUCCAAAAAUGUGGUGCUUGUAUUAAAUAUUGUCUAUAUUUUGUAUGCUUUUGUACAGCAAAACCUUUUGAUGUUUGUUCUUAAAGAGUUAUUUUUUGGUCCUAAA
Molecule: messenger RNA, 2228 nt
Organism: Solanum tuberosum (potato)
Lineage: Eukaryota; Viridiplantae; Streptophyta; Magnoliopsida; Solanales; Solanaceae
Product: exocyst complex component EXO70A1-like
Exons: 11
Coding region: 1-1881 (626 amino acids)
Biological process (GO): exocytosis
Cellular component (GO): exocyst
Molecular function (GO): phosphatidylinositol-4,5-bisphosphate binding
Source: RefSeq, a predicted model, not a curated record